AUGCAUGCAAUUCAUCUUUCCAACCCAACAGAACAGAUCAAGUGGUCUCAUCACUACGUACGCCUUGGUAUCUUCUUCUCAGUGGCCUUCCCGGGUGCUUCAGUGUACAUGCAUCCCUGGCUGGAUGUGAUUGAGGGAACAGCUCUGGGAUCCUUCUUCCUUCUUCUUUGCGACUACAUCUCUCCCAGUCAAGAGCAACGCGAGGUUUACUUCGCGACAAAACCGAAGCGCGGCAUCAGAUGGUUCAAGCUUCGAUGGCUUCAAAUUUUCCAGUUCCCCAUCAUUGCGCUGAUCCUAGCAAUCAUCACCAACGCCACUGCAGGAACAGGAGCUUUUUGCGAAUGGCGAAGAACUCCUGGAUCUCUCAAUUUCUGGAUCCGCUUGAUCGGGGCAAUUUCCCUGGUGAUGGUGAUGGUGGCUAUUCUUCAGGUUUAUGGCGCGACCAAGGUUGAUCUCGCCCGUCACCGCCCCCUUGCAAAGCUAUUUGCAUUUAAGGCAGUCGUUGGCUUGACAUUCCUUCAGACACUCAUCUUCUACGUCCUCACCAGUACGAACACGCUGAAGGAAACCGACACGCUCACUUUCGCCAAUGUGAAUAUCGGUAUUCCUAAUCUCAUUGUAUCCAUUGAGAUGAUCCCGCUCUCCAUCUUUUUUCUCGCCGCCUAUCCAUGGAGCGUCUAUCUCGUCGACAAUUCAAGUGGCAGGGCCUCGCCGGAUUCCCAGAAUUCUAUCCAUUACAACAAGCCCUACCAGGGCGGCCCUCUAGGGAUCUAUGCAUGGAUGUAUAUGCUCAGUCCUAUUGACGAGCUGAAGGCCGCUGUAUUUGCUGUACGGCAGUUCUUUACCCACCGAGUCCCUGGGCGAGGAAGCGACUCUCAUGAGAGCGAGCAUGUCCCUCUUGCAUACCAGGGACAGCGCAUGGGCCCCUGA
Clonostachys rhizophaga is the source of this 930-nucleotide messenger RNA. The record is from the annotation of a GenBank genome assembly. Lineage: Eukaryota; Fungi; Ascomycota; Sordariomycetes; Hypocreales; Bionectriaceae.